Molecule: messenger RNA, 1146 nt
Organism: Uncinocarpus reesii 1704
Lineage: Eukaryota; Fungi; Ascomycota; Eurotiomycetes; Onygenales; Onygenaceae
Exons: 3
Coding region: 1-1146 (381 amino acids)
Biological process (GO): peptidyl-histidine methylation, to form tele-methylhistidine
Molecular function (GO): protein-L-histidine N-tele-methyltransferase activity
Source: RefSeq, a predicted model, not a curated record
AUGAGUGCGGCGUUUGCAUUUGGUUUUGGCGGCGAUGAUAUUGGCAUCGACGAGGAUGGCAACGAGUCUGGCCUGACUGAUGAACAUCAGCGUGUCGCUCAAACUAAACGUGAAACCCCGGGUCAACCCGAUCAAGAAAUUCAAGAAGCUCAGAAGAUUGGGCUGGAUGAGAUAUUCUCGUCACUCCCCUCUCAAAUUUCAUUCAACAAUCUCUCGAUAUCCGAUCCAAGUCUACGGCCAUCGACCAUCCGCAUUCCUCGCCGCGAUGUCUUCGAUAUUCGGGCACAGUUAAUGGCCGAGGAUGACUCGGAGGAAAAUGCGAACGAAAGGUUGAUAAGUGGCCUGGAAACAGGCGAUAUCACGCCUGCUGUUUAUGAAGGCGGGUUCAAGACGUGGGAGAGUGCAAUUGAUCUCUCCACCACGGCAAUUACAAAGUAUGGUUCAAGUUUAGAAAAUGGGACACACGAUUUGGAAUUCAUAGAGUUAGGUGCGGGGACAGCUAUACCCUCUCUCGUUUUCUUACGCCUAUUCCUUCGGAACCAGCGGUCUGCCGAUGGCACCACCCAGCCACCAAAAAGAAAGAUCAAUUUCACCUUUGCAGACUAUAAUGCUGCUGUGUUGAAACUUGUCACUUUCCCAAAUAUCCUACUUACUUGGUAUACGUGCUGCAAAAAUCCCACAGCAGAGGCCCUAUCAGAGCUUGAAAUCGACUCCAGCCUCUUAGAUUCUUUCCGCCACGACCUCUCGACCCGCGGAAUAACCCUCUCAUUCAUUUCGGGUGGCUGGUCGCCCUGUUUUGUCGAUCUUGUAGCCUCCGAGUCAAGCCCUACAAACCAGAUCAACACUCAAGAAACCUUCAUACUCGCUAGUGAAACAAUCUAUUCUCCCGCAUCAAUCCGUCCAUUCGCAGAAACCGUGACUGCAUUGAUGCGUCGUAAAACAGGAUUUGGAUCAGACAGUGCCCAAGACAAAGCGACGGCGAGAGCUCUCGUGGCAGCCAAAAAAGUGUACUUUGGAGUGGGAGGAGGUGUGGACGAAUUUCUAGAAACAUUAAAAGGAGUCGCAGGCGAAAAUUUGCAGGUGCGACAGCUGAACGAUAUUGGAGACCAAGGUGUGGUGCGAGUGGUCCUUGAGAUUACGGUUUGA